UUUGCAUGUAGUCUUCCAGCCCAUAAUGCGUAUGUUUUGGGGAUCUCCGUCCCUUGACAUCGGUCGGGAUAAAACAGGAGUUUUGACAGCAGAACGGACCAAAAUGUAGCACGAUAAUGUUGAUUAUGGGAGAAUCACAGACGUAAUCUUGUUCGCAGGUUGGCUUGAAUAUCCAGGUGGUGCGUACACUCUCGGGGUAGACAGCUUGUUGACUUGCAGACUCCUGUUUUUCGUGCAGGAAAAAUGCGAAGAGAUGCGGAGUGUGUGCGGGCAUUGACUCUGGUGUGGCUUCUGUCUUGGAUGUCAUAUAGCGAUCCUCAUUAUCCACCUGGGAGGCCCAGACUUACGAGAUGCCGGUCCCCUGAGAAAGAAACCUUUACCUGCUGGUGGGAGCCGGGAUCUUCAGAUGGAUUGCCCACCAGCCAUCAUCUGUAUUACAUAAAGGAGAGAUCUGUGGAAGUCUUUGAAUGUCCAGAUUAUCAUUCAGCAGGGAACAACUCCUGCUUUUUCGAUAAGCGGCACACGUUGAUUUGGAUCAUAUACAACAUCACAGUGGUGGCGUCCAAUGCACUCGGGAAAACCUAUUCUGAAUCUGUGGAAGUAGAUGUUAUGGAUAUAGUUCAGCCUCACCCUCCAGAGAAUGCCAACGUGUCUUUAAUUCAGGCCGACAACAACUUUUACAUCCUGGUGCGGUGGGAACCCCCUCGUGAGGCAGACACACGUUCAGGAUGGGUGACAAUAAGAUAUGAAAUUCGUGUAAAAAGGGAGAAAAGCAGGGAGGAAAGCAACAGCUGGGAGUCAUAUAAUGCUGGAAAACAGCUGGAGUUCAGCAUCUACAGUCCUCAGCCAAGUGCAUCUUACCUUAUACAGGUGCGCUGUAAACUCGACCAGGGCCUGUGGAGUGAAUGGAGCUCUCCCGCUUUCAUCCAGAUCCCAGACAAAACCUCAGACACACAAAGUGCGCUCUUGAUCUUCUCUGUGACUCUAACAGCUUUUAUUUUCUCACUGACUGCCGGAGUGCUGGCUGUCAAGAUGAAACACUUGAAACGUUUUCUGCUGCCACCAGUUCCACAACCGAAGAUCAAAGGCUUAGAUAUAAAACGUCUUAAGAAUGGAAAUUCUGAGGAGAUCUUCAGUGGUCUUCUCAUUCAAGAACAUCCCCAGAUAGCCCAGAAUCUCGAGCUUCAAGUGGAGUUCCUCGUGAUCUCAGAUGGUGAUGAAGAGUUCGAUGGUCAAGGACCUCACAAACACAAAAUAGAUUCUUCUAGAAAGCCUCCUCUAAACGGCAAGCAGAUCAUGGAGAACAGCACAGAGGAGGUAAACUCCACACGAAUAAUGUGUCCCAGUCCUGGAUGUGACUAUCAGGACUGCACAGUUAAAGAUUCUCUGUUUCUGAGCAUCCAUGGAGAGACUCAACCGCAACUUUACCACGACUGUAGCGGCUUGCUAAUAAAAGCCCAGGAACAAAAUACAGCCAACACUGGACUGAGUGAAGGUGAAACUGACAUCAGAGUCAGCAUCACUCCGGCUGAACUCACAGGUUACGUUGAGGUCGAUAAAGAUAAACAAGACCAGGAGGAUUAUAGUAAAAUCAGUGACAUUAUCAGUGAUAAUAUCCUCGUGCUACAUAAAGACACAACCCCCCUACAGAAACACAAAGAGGGUAAAUGUGACAAAAUAAAGUGUGAAACCGAGGAAACCACUGAUGUUGAACCACUGGAAUAUUUGGAAACUGUGACUUUUGAAUGAAACUUUUGUCUUGUGAAAACUGUCAAAGCACUUUGUAAACAGAGACGUCAGAGCAAACUUUUGGUUUGUGUUCUCUACUAUCCGGUUUCUCUUGAAGGAAAUUGACUUUUCUCUGUUGACUUAUUUAAUAUGGAUCUAAAAACAGGAAGCUGCUAUAAGAGGUCAGCGUUCAUAGUGAAAAUUCCUUUUCCAAACCAUUACACAUCCACCAGAAGCUGUUAAAAAAUACCCUACUACAGAUCAUUAUAUUAUUCUUUAAACCUCUCAAAACCUGUUUUUCUGCCAACUACCUCACUUUAGGAGACAAAGGAAAAACAUAUGGAAGGAGGCUUUGCCUCUUUCUCUCUCUCUCUCUCUCUCUCUCUCUCUCACUCUCUCUCUCUGGCACUUUUCUCAAUGCUUGCUGCUGCAGAUUUUUUUUGAGAUUCCUCUGACUGGUCAAAAAUGAUUUCACAAUUUAUUUAUUCCUGUCAGGUCCUGUUUGAUUCUUUUUAUUUACUACUCGGCUAGUUGGAAUGUUCGAUUCGGAUUGGCCAGUCACGACAUUUGCAGGUUCAUUAUUCCCAGAUAACAACCUCUCAGAACACAAUAAUACGGAUGCAGCAAAUCAUUUUGACAGUUUUUUUUGGCCAUUUAAAUAUAAAUAUGUCUUUUAAUAACAUAUACAACAUUAUAUUUACAAAUGAUUAAACUAAAUUGCCUGUUCGUGAUGUUUGAACAUCGUUUCUUACCUUAAAACCUAAAGUAAAUGGCUUUUCCUCACGGAAGGUCGGCAUUUGGUAAAUAAAAUAUUUCAAAUUCACAUUUUAACAAAUGUACACGCAACCGGCUGUUAUCGCGGAAUAAGCUCCUUCACUGUGCCUCUAAAUUAUCCCUUACUUAUACUGUACUUGUUGAAAGCCUAAUUUAAAGCAAUAUUCCGUUUCAAUAUUCAGUCGGCUGGACAAAACCAUACAUACAGUAAUAUUUUGUACAAAUAUUUAUAUAGAAAACAUUGGUUAAGGUAUUUUUUUGACAAAAUUAUUUUCCAAAACAGCAAACAUACAGCUGCAGGGAAAAAUUAAGAGCCCAUAUCAAAUUUAUUUUCUGUUUUCCUGAAAUUACUAUUUGUCGGUAUGUGUUUAGGCAAAAUUAUCAUUUUUGUUUCAUUCCGUGAAUUACUGAACAUAUUUCUGACGAAAUAAAAAUAACAGAAUAGAUUCUCUGUAUUUUUUCAUUCACUUUUAAGCAAUACAACAGUAAUAUUUCUUCAUGUAUUUAGGAAAAGUAAAAAAAAGUAAUAACCUGGAUUUUUAUUACAGUUUUCAUCUGUCAUUUCUGGCUGUCAGUCUUUCACAUUACUGUUGGAGGACUUUAUGUCACUCCUGAGGUUUGAUUUUGUUGAAAUUCAACUGCAAUGGCCAACAUACAUCUAGAAAUGGUGAUUAAAUGAAACUUCUGAAUGAUCAAAUUUUUCUGUGGCUGUAUGUCAGAGAAUAUGGGUUUUAUUCAAAUAUUGCAUAUAUUUCUAUAAAAAAAAAAAUAAGGCAUACAAUGACUGCAUUUUGUAUCAGUUUUUAAUAUUUUGUUGAUUCGAUUUUGACAGCAUUCAUUCUUCUCCUGGGUCUUGACUCAACAAGCUUUGCUCAUCUGUUUUAAUUUUUUGAAUUAGAAUUAGAAUGCCUUUAAUGUGCUAUUUCAUCUUAUAUAUAUUGAUGGCCUCCGAGCAGCAGAUUAUGCAGACGGGUCAGCAGGUCAAAUGAUGGAAUGUUUUUGGUUUGCAGUGCAACAGUAAAGAGUUACUUGUGUUAAAUCAAACAUUGACUUGGGAACAAACAGUUCAGUCUGAAGGAAAUGGAAGAAGUUAGAUUUUUGUUGUAAUUCUGCAGCUUUCAGUUAAAACUGGAACUUGAGUUAUUUCCUUGUUUUUCAUCUAUAUGUCUAUUGUGGGGAACAUUUAUGC
Molecule: messenger RNA, 3691 nt
Organism: Triplophysa dalaica
Lineage: Eukaryota; Metazoa; Chordata; Actinopteri; Cypriniformes; Nemacheilidae
Gene: prlrb
Product: prolactin receptor b
Exons: 9
Coding region: 244-1749 (501 amino acids)
Biological process (GO): cytokine-mediated signaling pathway
Cellular component (GO): external side of plasma membrane
Molecular function (GO): protein binding; cytokine receptor activity
Source: RefSeq, a predicted model, not a curated record